CUAAACUAUACGCUUCACUUGCUACUGCUCUCCUCGCGACAAUGGACGCAUCGGUGGUGAGAUUCUCCCAACCUCCGGCAAGAUUGCCGCCGGAAUUCGAACCGGAUAUGGAGAAGAUCAAACGGAGACUUCUCAAGUACGGCGUCGAUCCUACCCCUAAAAUUCUCAAAAAUCUUCGAAAGAAGGAAAUUCAAAAGCACAACCGGAGAACUAAGCGCCAAACCGAGUCGGAGGGGGAGACGGUAUACACGGAGGCGCAGAGACAGUCUAUGGAGGAAGAAGCUCGUUUCGAGACCUUAAAACGGGAAUACAAGCAGUUCACGAGGACGGUUUCGGGAGAUAGGAGCGGCGGCGAAAGGAGUUUGAUAGUUGGGAAUCCAUGGGAGGGAAUCGAGAGAGUGAGGUUGAAGGAGCUCGUCGGUGGUGUCCGGAGAGAAGAUUUGAGUGACGGGAAAACGAGGAGAGAGAAUCUGAAAGAGCUGAAGAAGAUACUGGAGCAGGAUCUCCGUUGGGUUCUCGAGGACGACGUUGAUGACGUGGAAGAAGAGUACAGUCUAGUGGCGGCUCGAAACGACGACGUAGGGUUUGAUCCUGCAAAACGGUGGCGUAACGAAGGAGAAGCAGUCCGUGUUCUCGUUGACAGGUUGAGUAGUAGAGAAAUUACUGAGAAGCAUUGGAAGUUUGUGAGGAUGAUGAAUCAAUCAGGGCUUCAAUUCAACGAAGAUCAAAUGCUUAAGAUUGUUGAUCGAUUAGGACGCAAACGGAGCUGGAAACAAGCUCUAGCUGUUGUUCAUUGGGUCUAUUCCGAUAAGAAGCGUAAACACCUUAGGAGCAGGUUUGUGUACACCAAGCUUUUGUCUGUUGUUGGGUUUGCAAGGAGGCCCCAGGAAGCUCUCCAGAUAUUCAAACAGAUGCUUGGUGAUCGGCAGUUGUAUCCUGAUAUGGCGGCGUACCACAGUAUUGCUGUGACGCUUGGGCAAGCAGGGUUGUUGAAAGAGUUGCUCAAGGUAAUCGAGCUAAUGAGGCAGAAACCAACUAAGCUUAUUAAGAAUUUGCGCCAGAAGAACUGGGAUCCUGUGCUUGAACCAGACGUGGUUGUGUACAAUUCUAUUUUGAACGCUUGUGUUCCAUCACGCCAAUGGAAAGCUGUUUCAUGGGUAUUUAUUGAGUUAAGAAAAAACGGUCUGAGACCUAAUGGAGCUACCUAUGGACUUGCGAUGGAGGUUAUGCUGGAGUCAGGGAAGUACGAUCGUGUUUACGAGUUCUUUAGGAAGAUGAAAAGCAGUGGCGAAGCUCCAAAAGCAAUUACAUACAAGGUUCUUGUACGAGCUCUCUGGAGAGAAAACAAAAUCGAGGAAGCUGUUGAAGCGGUAAGAGAUAUGGAACAAAAGGGAGUUAUAGGAACAGGUUCUGUUUACUAUGAACUGGCAUGCUGUCUCUGCAACAACGGGCGCUGGCGUGAAGCAAUGCUCGAGGCAAGGAGGAUAAAAAGGCUUGAAAACUGCAAACCCCUCGAGAUUACUUUCACAGGACUCAUAGCAGCUUCAUUGAACGGUGGUCAUGUUGAUGAUUGCAUGGCUAUAUUCCAGUAUAUGAAAGAUGUAUGCGAUCCGAACAUAGGAACCGUGAACACGAUGCUUAGAGUUUACGGAAGGAACGAUAUGUUUGUCGAAGCUAAAGAGCUGUUUGAAGAGAUUGUCAGAGAGAAAGAGACUCAUCUGGUCCCAGACGAGUAUACAUACAGCUUCAUGCUCGAAGCGUCAGCUAGAUCGCUCCAAUGGGAAUACUUUGAGCAUGUGUACAAGACGAUGAUUCUCUCCGGGUAUCAAAUUGAUCAAACGAAACACGUACCAAUGCUUAUAGAAGCAUCAAGAGCUGGGAAGUGGAGUCUUAUAGAGCAUGCCUUCGAUGCAAUUCUUGAAGAUGGAGAAAUCCCUCACCCAUUGUUCUUCACUGAAAUGUUGUGCCACGCGACAGCUAAAGGCGAUUACCAAAGAGCAAUUACACUGAUCAACACCGUGGCUCUGGCUUCUUUCCAGAUCAGUGAAGAAGAAUGGAGUGAUCUUUUCGAGGAGAAUCAAGACUGGGUUACUCGGGAGAAUCUACAGAAACUCUCUGAUUACAUCCUUGACUGUGAUUAUGCAAGUGAACCAACGGUCUCAAACCUCUCAAAGUCGUUGAAGUCUCUAUGUGGGUCUUCUUCAACACAACCAUUGUUAGCCAUUGAUGUAGCAACUCAAAGUCACAGCGAGAAACCGGAGGAAGAUUUGCUGCUUCAUGAUACAGCAGUGGAAGAGGAGAAUGGUGCGAAAGGGGAAGCUUGGGAAUUUACGGAGACUGAACUUGAGACGUUGGGUCUAGAAGAACUAGAGAUCGAUGAUGAUGAAGAAUCUAGUGAUUCUGAUACACUUUCAGUUUAUGACAUUCUGAAAGAAUGGGAAGAGAGUAGUGAAAAAAGAGAGUUAAAUUGCCUGUAAAUUUCUCAAAAAAUCUUAAUUUACUUGUUUAUUCAUCUC
Messenger RNA from Raphanus sativus (radish), 2516 nucleotides. RefSeq names its product pentatricopeptide repeat-containing protein At5g67570, chloroplastic. Lineage: Eukaryota; Viridiplantae; Streptophyta; Magnoliopsida; Brassicales; Brassicaceae. Gene Ontology annotation, biological process: chloroplast organization. The transcript has 8 exons. Bases 42 to 2477 code for a protein of 811 amino acids. Gene Ontology annotation, molecular function: protein binding. Gene Ontology annotation, cellular component: chloroplast. The record is from RefSeq and is a predicted model, not a curated record.